Trachemys scripta elegans is the source of this 6327-nucleotide messenger RNA. RefSeq names its product prolow-density lipoprotein receptor-related protein 1-like. The transcript has 32 exons. Gene Ontology annotation, molecular function: protein binding; calcium ion binding. The coding region runs from base 49 to 6279 and encodes 2076 amino acids. NCBI's taxonomy places the organism in Eukaryota, Metazoa, Chordata, Testudines, Emydidae. The record is from RefSeq and is a predicted model, not a curated record.
UGUCAUGCCUUGCAGCAGGCUGCAUGUGGAGAGAAAUGUAUUCCUUUCAUGUGGCUCUGUAAUGGAGAACAAGAGUGCCCAGAUGGGAGUGAUGAGCACUGUGAAGCAGCAUGUCGUGGUGACCCAAACACCUGGCAGUGUGACAAUGGAAGGUGCAUUUCUAGUACCUGGCUCUGUGAUGGUACCAGUGACUGCCUAGAUGGCUCAGAUGAGAGAAACUGUGUCUGUGGAGACAGAAAAGUUCCAUGUUGGGGGAGUUCUCAAUGUAUUGAUCCUUGGGAAAUCUGUGACCUCCACGAAGAUUGUGAAGAUGGUUCAGAUGAAGCAAACUGUCCCCAGAACCGCUGUCUACCAGGACAAUGGCAAUGUAAGAACAAAGUAUGCAUUAUGGAAGACUGGAAGUGUAAUGGCAUCAACAACUGUGGAGAUUCUUCAGAUGAAGAAGUCUGUGCCCACUGCCCAGAAGGCAUGAUCCAGUGUGAUGAAGGGAAAUGCAUCCUGGAGUCGCUAAUGUGCAACAAGGCAGAAGACUGUCUAGAUGGAACUGACGAGCUCAGUACUUGUGGCAAAAACUGCUCUCUGAACAACGGCAGCUGCAUGGAGAAAUGCACAGAUACCAACUGGGGCGUGAGGUGUUCUUGUGGUGCUGGCUGGGAGCUCCAGGCUGAUGGACAGAACUGUACUGAUGUGGAUGAAUGUUCCCUUGUGUAUAGUCCCUGUAGCCAGCUGUGUAAGAACACACUAGGUUCUUUUACUUGUGACUGUGUAAAGGGGUACCAGCUUCACUCUGGCACUAUCUGUGAAGUUGCUGACAACGCUACACAAAUCUUGCUAGCAAGUGGCCCUGACCUUGUUCUUCUGGAUGUGAGAACUCGCACCCACCAGAGCCUGAUCUCCACAAACACCACGCCUGGAGCGAUUGCUUAUGAUCUGCUGAGGGGAGCUUACUACUGGGUAGAUGAAGGCAAAAGUCUGCAUGUCUAUAUGCCUGGGAAGGGCAACACAUUACUCUACCCAGAUGUCCAAGGUGUGAACAGCAUAUCUGUAGACUGGUUCACAGGGCAGCUCUACUGGGCCAGCAACCAUCCCCAGACCAUCUGUGUUGGUCUAAAUGAUGGCUGGGGGUACGUAAAGGUGCUAGAAAAGAACUUGGUACCUGAGCAGCUAAGUGUGUAUCCAGCAAAAAGGUACAUGUACUGGGUGAACCGUGGUGAGAAGGGCAGGACCGUGAUCGAAGCCGCAGGGAUGGAUGGCUCUGACAGACAAGUGCUUGCUGUUGUCCCCAUGGAAGAACCUUUGGGGCUGACUCUGGAUUCCAUAACUGGCCGACUGUACUGGAUCAGCGAGUAUAAGGAGUCCAUAGAAACUAUAAAGGUGGAUGGCAGUGGGCGAUAUUCCUUUCCAGAGAUGCUACUGAAAGAUCAGGACCCUCUGGGACUAGUGGUGUUUGAGAACUGGUUCUUCUGGUCAGACCAAGAAAAACUCCUCUCUGCUUCCCGCAGCUCACCAGGGGAGAAAGUGGUGCUGUUGAACGGCACCAUCUCUGCAUUCACUGUGCUGCAUGAACUCCAACAGCCUCCAAGGAACACAACUGCAUGUGCUCCAGGACUGUGUAGUCACAUCUGCCUCUUGUCACCUGUCCAUCCGAAGGGCUAUAAGUGUGCUUGCCCAGAGGGCACUUUCCUUCUGCCUUCUGGCAAGUGUGCAGAGCUGACCCUCCUGUAUUCGACUGACAAAAAGAUCUACUUACUGCAAGUGGGCCCGAAGGGUUCGGCUCUAAAGAGCACCCUGGUGCUGGAGUGGCCACAGAACAUCCACCUGCAGGAUGUUGACUGGAAAAGAGACUUCCUCUACUGGACAGAUGAUGAAGGGGACCUGAUGCGCUUCACUGGACAGCCACGAAGGAAAGAAGCCAUCCAAACCGGGCUGCCAGUUUGCUCAGCCACUGUUGAUAUCCCCUCUGGCGACCUCUAUUGGCUGACAUGUGACAGAACUGACAUCCGUGUUACCCGAUUCAUUGGCAUGGCAACCAGUGUGCUCUACCAUUCCAAGAGUGUCAUAACACACAAGUUUCUAGACUGGCAGAGAGCAACCCUCUAUUGGCUUGAGAAUGGAAAACCCCUCCAGCAGAUGAACCUGGCUGGAGGUGAUGUGCAUGAUGCCUGGAAUGAAACCUGGUCAGGAGACAUUCAGAUAGCUCUGGACACAAAGUCCUUCAGCAUCCUCUGGAGUUCAAAAGACCUGGGCCUGCAGGUUCUGAGUCUUGCUAAGCAUCGAAAAGACACUCUGAAGACAAGCUGGACAUAUGGGAUAGCAGCCGCCUAUGAACCCUACCUGGUGUCCAUCAACAAGACCACUCUCCUGCUAUGGGACAGAACAAUGGAGCCAGUUUCCACUGUGGAAGAAGCCAAUAUACAGAAAGUAGUGGCAUUCUUGGCCAUGCCACUGGAGACAGUUCCAGAGCCAGUGACUCUUCCACCACCUGCAGCCAGAACCACCAUUCUCCCAGUGGCUAAGGAGACAACAGCAGUGCUGCCUCUGUCUUGUCCCCGCACCUGGAUUCCCUGCCGAGAUGGGUCUGAGUGCAUCGCCCAUGAGUACCUGUGUGAUGGGGAGAGAGACUGUAAGGAUGGCUCUGAUGAAGAAGACUGUUCUCAAUUGUGUGACACUCCAGGAGCCUUUAAGUGUCUGAGUGGGAACAAGUGCAUCGAGGAGAAGAAUCACUGUGAUGGCGUGCAGCAAUGUCCAGAUGGCUCAGACGAGCUCGGCUGCUGGAAGCCAACCCAAGACUGUGCUCUACGCUGUGACGGCAACAUGCGCUGCAUCCCAGAGAGCUGGCUAUGCGAUGGCAACCCAGACUGCCUUGACGAAGCAGAUGAGCAGGGCUGCGUUCGUGAAGAGUGCAGCAAAUCUGAAUUCCAGUGCAAGAGUGGCCAAUGCAUCUCUUACUCCCUGCGCUGUGAUGGGGACAAUGACUGCAAGGAUCACUCUGAUGAGGAGGACUGUGCAGUCCCCAAACCACUGCUGUGCCGCCUGGGGGAAGUGAAGUGCCCCAGAAGUGGGGAGUGUGUGCUGAAGGACUGGCUCUGUGAUGAGGAUAUAGACUGCAAGGAUGGAACCGAUGAGCAGGACUGUGAGCAUGAGAAACUCCACUGCAGUGCAAUGCAGUGGUCCUGCAGCAGUGGAGACCAGUGUGUUCCAGACAUCUGGCGCUGUGAUGGGGAAAGAGACUGCAGAGAUGGCAGUGAUGAAACAGGAUGUGAGCCUAGGAAGUGCCAGAGCCAUGAAUUCCAGUGUGGGACUCAUGACUGUCUCAACUACACCCUGGUCUGUAAUGGCAAGAAGGACUGUACAGAUGGGUCAGAUGAAGGUGGAAAGUGUCUGUCUCCCUGUGGGAAGCCCUGUUCUCAGAUCUGCUACCAGUCACCUGAUGGACCUAGGUGUGCUUGCCAAUGGGGAUUCAAACUGAGCAGCAACCGAGUCUCCUGCACAGACCUCAAUGAGUGCAAAGAGCAAGAGCCAUGCAGUCAGACCUGUGUCAAUACAAACGGCACCUACAGCUGUGCCUGUCACCCAGGCUACCUGCUGGAACCAGACGCCCACACAUGUAAAGUGACUGGGUCAGAGCCAACAUUGCUGGUAGCAAUCCAGUCUGAGCUAUUGCUUUACGGGCUGAGGAGUCUGAAAGAGGAUGUCCUGACAACAACUGACAAGAACCUGAUCAUCUUCUCUAUUGACUACGACUUGGUGGAGCAGAAGGUCUUUUGGAUGGAUCUCAAUGCAGAAAGUAUCAAGUGGAUAACCAUGAACACCAAGAAGAAAGGAACACUUGUGAAAGGCAUCAAGUCUGACUGCAUUGCAGUGGACUGGAUUGGGAGGAAUCUCUACUGGACAGAUGGGACCGCAGGAGAGCUGCUGGCCACUUGCCUGAAUGCCACUUGGAGAGGCAACCCAGAGUACACCGUGGUUCUGGAUGGAGACUUAGAUCAGCCUCGCUCACUGGCUCUGCAACCACUGCAAGGCUUAAUGUACUGGUCUGAAAUAGGGGACAAACCUCAAAUAGAGCAAGCUGGCAUGGAUGGGAGCAACAGGAAAGUCCUCAUUGACGAAGGGCUGGGCUGGCCGACUGGCAUAGCACUCGACCUCCUGAGCUGGAAAAUCUUCUGGUCAGAUGAUAAGCUUCACUGCAUUGGCUCUGCCAACCUGGAUGGCACUGGCAUGAAGGUGUUCCAACUGAGCCAGAUCAAGAGCCCUUUCUCGGUAGCCGUGUUUGAGGAUGGUACCUACUGGUCUGAGAUGAAAACCAGGACUGUGCAGAAAGUGGACAAAAAGACUGGCAAGAACCGGACUGUGCUGAUCAAGCGCCACGGGCAGCCCUAUGGCCUGAAGAUCAUGCAUGAAGUGCUACAACCAAUGGCCUCUAACCCUUGUCGGGAACUUGGCUGCUCCCACUUAUGUCUCCUGAACCCAAACCACAAAGGAAGCUGUCGCUGUCCAAUCGGAGAAGUGCUUGCUGAUGAGAAGAACUGCAUUCCUCUUAAGGAUUCAGCAUUCAUGUUCCUGGUUGCCCCAACAGUGAUUACUCAGGUAUAUCUGAAAAAGCUGUCCCCUGCAGCCAGGGGGGAAACUCUUCCUGAGCACAGAGUUUUCCCUCUUACCAAUGUGGAUUACUUGACAGCAAUAGACUAUUCAGUGCGGGAUAAGUCCCUCUACUUUGCUGAUCGGGAAGAUGGCUACAUCAGGCUGUUGAGAAUCAAGGAUUCUGGCAAGCUGUCCUGGAAGAGAGUGGUGUCAGUGGGGGGCACUGUGGUAUCUCUAGCUCUCGACUGGCUGAGUGGCAACAUCUACUGGAUUGACAGCCAGAAUCCAGACAUUCGAGUUGCAACUUCAAACGGCCGCUAUGCUCUUGUGCUGAUCAGCGAGAAGCUCUAUCACACUGUCUCUGUUGUGCUGCACCCACCUACUAGCAUGAUGUGCUUUGCUGACUUGGGUAUGGAGAACCAUAGUGCUGGCCCAAAGAUUGAGUGUGCUUCCAUGGAUGGCAGUAGAAGGAAAGUGCUCUGGAGGAAAUCCCAAAUGCCAGUUGGCUUAACUUUUGGAGAUUUUGGCACUCGGCUCUACUGGGCUGACCACAUGAAAGGUGUCGUUGAAAGCAUUCAGCUGGAUGGUUCCAGGUUCAGGCUAAUUCGGGGAGGGCUGCAUGGCCUCAUGCUCUUUGCGGCUGGUGAAGGGAUGAUGGUCUGGACAACCCCAACCCGCAAUGGCUCAACUAGAGUGUGGCAUAGCAAACUGGAACUUAUGGAAAACUGGUGGUUUCAAGUGGACCAGAAGAUUGUGGACUUAAAAAUCUACAGCAAGUUCACCCAACAAGGCAGUAACGGCUGUUCGGAGAACAAUGGGGGGUGCAGCCAGUUCUGCUUGCCAAACCAUCAGGGAAGGGUCUGCAAAUGCACCGUCGGGUACCAUCUGGAGGAUGGUACUGAAUGUACUAGAGCUGUGACGUGCCCUGAACCACUUGAAGCCUGCAAAGAUCAUCUGAAAUGCUUUACCAGGGAGCAAGCUUGUGAUGGCCACAACGACUGCUUGGAUGGAUCUGAUGAGCUGGCUUGCAACUACCUGGACAGAAAGAAACCCAGGUCUACAACCGCCCCAACUCCAGCAAAGCCAGGCUUCAGAAAGGAAGAGGAAGUGGUAGCACCAACACGUGUCCAGACAACCACCAAAAGACCUAUCACUGGAACCCAAUACCCGUAUCCAAAAGGGACAAAAUACCCCAGAAGAAAAACCCCAGCUAUACAGACCCCUCCCCCAUACAGAGAAAGCAGGACCACUGUAUCUAGUAUGUGGGAAUAUAAAGAAGAACCUUCCCCAUCACCUGAGAGCGUUGAAAGUGGUCCAGAGCCCCAACCUUGCAGCAGUGAAACCUGUAACAUGAGAGGGGACUGCACCAUUGAAGAGGACAGAGUGAAGUGUAGCUGCAUGUUGGGGUACAGUGGUGAUUACUGUGAAAAGACAGAAGUCACAUCUACCACUGGUCCCAUUAUCUUGGGCAUAGCUGUAGUCUUGCUAGUAGUCAUGGCAAUGGUGGGAGCUUUCCUCUACAUGAGGAGGCAACACACAAGAAAGAGGACCUCCAGUACAGCAUCCUCUAGGACUCUGACCAGCUACCACAAAGACAGUGACCUUGGGGAAGAAGAGAACCUCACAAACAAUGAGACCUUCAUCAAUGAAGCCUAUGACAGAGAACAGGAGCUGGUAACUCCUAUGAAGACAGAAUAACUUCAUGUUGGAAACUCAAAUUCUCUCAAUAAAGUAACAUUUGCAGAA